GUUACAUGGGAGAUUCCACGAGCUGGCUCCUCACCUAGUACCACUGGACUACACCAACCAGCCUGACAUUAGACUCCCCCUGGCGCUCAUCGUCAGCAUGCCAGAACUAAAGGAGAACCCGUUCAGAAACCGCAUGGUGGAAGUCUUCUCUGAGGACGGACAAGGCAACUUGAGCUUCAAUGACUUUGUAGACAUGUUCUCUGCUCUCUGCGAAACGGCCCCACGAGAACUGAAGACCAUAUAUGCUUUUAAAAUCUAUGAUUUUAACGUGGAUAACUUCCUGUGUAAGGAGGAUCUGGAGAAGACGUUGAACCGGCUGACUAAAGGAGAGCUGACCCCUGAAGAGGUCAAUCUGGUCUGUAGCAAGGCCAUGGAGGAGGCUGACCUCGACGGGGACAGCAAGCUCUCCUUCUCGGACUUCGAGAACAUGAUCUCUAAAGCUCCAGACUUUCUAAGCACGUUCCACCUACGGAUCUGAGAUGAGGUGAUUCAGCCGUUCCCAUGAUGAGGCUUUAGACAACGACGGAAGAGGGGGGGGGGGGGGAAGAUGAAGAAGAAGAAUGUGGUCGCUUUCUGGUUCGUCUGAUGACGUCAUCCCCGAAGACUCCACCCAGAGUCUCUGUGGCCCCGACCCACAGCAGAAUGACCCCUGACCUCAACCUCAGUACAGCAUAGUGCCUACCAAAAAAAAAAACAUUAGUAGAGAAGUCUUGUCUUUCCCCAAGUCUAUCUUCGAUCGAUGCGAUGUUUGUACAAAAUAUAACAUUGAGAGAGAUAAAAAAAGGAAGUGGAACAAAAGUUUGGCUUCGGCUGCAGGAAAAUGGACCCGGGGGGAUUUUAUUCUCGGAAGCACAGGCCCUUUUUUUGCCAACUCAUGUUCUAUAGGAAGGACGUUAUCGACCACAAGACAUUUCCAUUUUUCGGAAGAGAAGAUCAUUAAUGCAUGAUUGUUUUCUCUUAUAAUCAAUUGUAAAACUUGUUUAAAAGAUGGAACCACAAACAGACUCCAAAUGGAGAUAGAAAAUGACCCGAUGAACAACGAGGGGCUAAUUUUGAUACCUGUAGGGCUUAGCUACAACACAACCUAGAAGCAGUUUUCUAGAAGAUGUAGGGUUUUAUUUUCAGAAUUGUUAGGUUUCUUCUUUCUUUAAAACUGACCUUUUAAAGUCUAUACAUUGUAUGAACACUGACUGACAACAAUGCGGAAGUGGAUUGAACAACAAGAUAUUUUCUGUCUGACGGGGUGUAUGGAAGAAGAAAAACAGUACGAUAUAUAGUAUAUGAAUUAUUACAAGCACAGUUUUAGCACCGAGGGCAGAACAGUUGAAGAGCUAUGCAAUAUAUCUUUAUGAAAUGCAUGAGUGUUACAUAAAAUUGCAAAUAGCUUUUAAUUUUUUUGCUCCAGUCCAAGUAUAGUGGUUUUGUACUGCUGGAUCACAAUGACAAUCAGAACCGGUGACGUAGUGGUAACAUUAACAAAUAGAUGGGUAAACGCUGAAUCGCCGUUUCGCGCGGCGAGUAAAAGUAACGCUCCUCCUCUAUGCUUUCAACUCUCUUUAUAUUUUCCUGCAUUAAAAAGGUGGGAGAAAACUCACGCGCACAAAACAAAACAACAAUAUAUAUAUAUAUAUAAAAAGGCGCGUUGUUUUUUGUUUUUUUUAUGUGCGCUUCCCGCUCCUCUAAACCACGGACCAUAAUGUUACCUAACUGUUCUGCAGUUAAAGGAAGGGCUCUGUUCUCUGUCUCAUCACCCCUUCCGUUAUGUUAUGCUUUGUGAACUUGUCCUGCCUGUCAACUUGAUAUAAUGGCAUUAACAGCACUUAAGAAAUAACGUUUUCAGUCUUUCAUAUGAUAAGAGCAUUUGGAUAGACUUUGAUUAAAUACAUUUUCUGUUGCUUCGA
Molecule: messenger RNA, 1901 nt
Organism: Oncorhynchus masou masou (cherry salmon)
Lineage: Eukaryota; Metazoa; Chordata; Actinopteri; Salmoniformes; Salmonidae
Product: calcium and integrin-binding family member 2-like
Exons: 4
Biological process (GO): calcium ion homeostasis
Cellular component (GO): cell periphery; stereocilium; cytoplasm
Molecular function (GO): magnesium ion binding; calcium ion binding
Source: RefSeq, a predicted model, not a curated record